AUGGUCUGGAGCAGGGCUUUUCUCAUUGUAUUUGAAAUGAGCCAUUAUGCAGGCAAAACUCUUGGAAGGGCAGUGACGCUGCUGGUUCCCACUGGUCCACAAAUGGGGCGGAAGAAAUGUGUGGAUAGAGCUGCUGCUGGGCGAGGAGACAGCAGUGCCGGGGAGCCAUCAUGGCUGGAGCAGGGGGACCGAGACGAUGGGGUGCGGGAGCUGCUCAAGUGUUCGAGUGAGGGCUUCGGCGUAGCGGAGAAGAUUGUGCUGCUCACCUUCAUCUCCGCCGUUAUACUGAUGGCCAUCCUGGGGAACCUGUUGGUGAUGGUGGCCGUCUGCCGGGACAGGCAGCUCAGGAAAAUCAAGACCAAUUAUUUCAUUGUUUCCCUUGCUUUCGCGGACCUACUGGUAUCAGUGCUGGUGAUGCCAUUUGGAGCCAUUGAGUUGGUUCAGGACAACUGGAUCUAUGGAGAGAUGUUCUGCCUGGUCCGAACGUCCCUCGAUGUCCUGCUCACUACAGCGUCUAUCCUGCACCUGUGCUGCAUCUCACUGGACAGGUACUAUGCUAUCUGCUGCCAGCCUCUGGUUUACAGGAACAAGAUGACUCCAUUGCGCAUUGCUGUAAUGCUUGGAGGGUGCUGGGUAAUCCCAACAUUUAUUUCUUUCCUCCCUAUCAUGCAAGGCUGGAAUAGCAUUGGCAUCAUUGAUCUGAUUCAGCAAAGGCAGUUCAAUAAGGCUUCCAAUUCCACCUACUGCAUAUUCAUGGUGAACAAGCCAUACGCCAUUACCUGCUCCGUGGUGGCCUUCUACAUUCCCUUCCUUCUGAUGGUACUGGCCUACUACCGCAUCUACGUCACGGCCAGGGAACACGCCCGCCAGAUCCGGGUGCUGCAGCGUGCGGGGGCCCCCACCGACGGCCGGCAGCACCACCCGGACCAGCACAGUACACACCGCAUGAAGACUGAGACCAAAGCUGCCAAGACCCUGUGCAUCAUCAUGGGGUGCUUCUGCCUGUGCUGGGCCCCCUUCUUUAUCACAAACAUAGUGGACCCUUUCAUAAACUACACGGUGCCGGGAAAGCUGUGGACGGCUUUCCUGUGGCUGGGCUACAUCAAUUCAGGGUUGAACCCUUUCCUCUACGCCUUCCUGAACAAGUCUUUCAGACGUGCCUUCCUCAUCAUCCUGUGCUGUGGUGAUGAGCGAUACCGAAGGCCUUCCAUCUUGGGGCAGACGGUCCCCUGUUCCACCACCACAAUAAAUGGAUCGACUCAUGUACUAAGGUGA
This is a messenger RNA of Leptosomus discolor (cuckoo roller), 1275 nucleotides long. The record is from RefSeq and is a predicted model, not a curated record. Lineage: Eukaryota; Metazoa; Chordata; Aves; Leptosomiformes; Leptosomidae.